AUGUCCCAACGGGUGCCGCUCCUCAAGGCCAAGCCUACGAGGAAACCAAUCCGCGGGCUGCUGGUUGCUCCCAAGGUCAAGACGUCGACGUCUCAACCAACAACCCCUGCGAAUGCUGCCGCUGCUACGCCAAACGAGGCCCAAGAAACGCCGUCCCGUCCAGCCGUCGAAGCCGCCGCAACCACGCCCAAGAAUGGUAAAGGUCGAGCAACCGGGACGGCUGCACCGCCACGAAAUGAUUCCCCUGUUCGACAGGAGAAUCUGCAUGCUGCAUCACCAUCCACUCCACAUGAGCGCGCGACAACACGUCGAAGCGGCAAAGCAGCUUCGCCAAACCCACCAGCCAUCGCUGCCAGCCCGAAACGCAUCGACUCGAAGCCAGCUCCGAUUUGCAUCACAGUUCCAGCCAACUCCCCAGCGCCUCGCAUCAUUGCUCCUCCUCGAGGCAUCAUUGCUCCAGGCGGGUCGUUUGGGUUGCCUCCACCGCCGAAACCAAUGCAAAUCUCGACACCGUCACCGUCCCGGCCUUCGCCCAAGGGCGUCCCUAUAGCUUCUCGCAUUGCCCCUCCAUCAAGCCACAAACCUACCACCACCGCCUCCCCGCCGACCAAGCCCACAACUGGUGGCAUUGCGGCCACUCAAGAUGAACGAAGUCCUCGUGCGAACAGGACCACCAACAAGAAAGCUGGCAACAACGACGACGACGACGACGACGAUUCAGACGAUGCGCCGAUGCUUCCAAAAUCUCGGAGAACUGCCGCCAAGAGGCUGCUUGGCCUCCCGCCGCGAUCCAAGGUUGCCAGAGGAAUCCCCCGUUCUCGCAAACCUGCCAAGCGCUACCUUCAUGAAGACCAUCAUAUUCCAGUCAAGACACAGUUCCUUGCGUACGCGGCCGCCCCGCAUGCCGAGACACGGAUGGUCAAGCGCAAAACGUCCGCCAGUCGCCGCGACCUGUCGCCGCCGUCGCGCGAGUCGGAACCCGAAAUUGCGUCCAUGACCAUGGGCGAAUUGGCGCUGUCCGUGCCAUUCGGCCGCCGUCGUGUAGACGAGGAGGAAGCCGCCCACUCGAAUGACGACGAGGAUGAAGACAACAUGUCCAGAGUCGACGCCGCGGCUCGUCGAAAACAGGACGUGGCGUCCCGUGGUGCUGCCACCGGACGUCCGCAAGUGGAGAUCGUGAAUGGCCAGAUUGUCUUGUCCACCAAGAGUCUUACCGUGCACGAAGACGAACUCAUGCAAGAAGACGACGAAACUGAUGGCCACGAGCCCCAUCCCCGCCUCGGACGAGCAGCAGGUAGGAGGUACUUAGUGAAGGCUGGUCCGGAUCCCGAGUCCUCCGGUAGGGUACUUGUCUGGGCGGUCGUCGAGCCGCCGCUGGAAUUACAUUGAGACGAAGCAGUUCUUUUACUGUUUGAGCCACAUUGGCACGGACUUUACGCUCAUGGAAACUCUGUUUCCGAACCGGACGCGCGCGGAACUCAAGCUCAAAUUCAAGUCCGAGGAAAAGAGGCACCGCGCCCUCGUGGAAGUGGCGCUCGAAGGGGCCAAGAGGCCAUUAGGUAUGAUGCCACAUACACGCAAGAGGUAUUUGAUGUAUGGAUGGGAUGGGUGGUAGAUGCCGAUGUCGCGGAGCUGGCGGCGGACAACCUCAAGCAACUGCAGGCCAAGAAGCACGAUCCCGAUGAGGACGACAUGGGCGGGGAUGACGACCAACCAAAUGCCGCCACCGGAGAAGACGCGGAAGAACAAGUCGGCGAGUUCAUGUUGAUAUAAUACCGCCGUAAAGAAGUCUCCAUGGAAACCACAUCAACUGCCAUUCGAGAGAGGGGAGGGGAUGUUUGUUGAAGGACAAGUACAAAGGCAUACAGUCUAUGAUGACGACGAGGGAGUGUCGGGUGAUGAUUGAGGCGGCGGCACCACUUCCGAGCGAAAGUACUGGGCGGACGGUCGGUUUUCUUCGGCAACGUUCAUGGCAUCUAAAAUUCGUUGUUGCUGCUUUUGUGUGGCAGCUUUGGCGCUUCGGCAGACAAUCCUGGACAAGAAAGUGACUUGGUGGGUCAGAAUGGAGGAAGUCGACGUACCACGAGACUCCAGCGACGCCCACGAACGAGUACAAGGCAAAGUCGCAUGCGGUUUGAACCUUCCUUGUCACUCGGAAGCGAUGGAGGCCAAUGCCAACCCCUGUGGAGAUGCCCCACAGCAGCGCCGAUCGAAAGCAUGGCUCCGUCGUGAUGUCGGUCAUGGUGCCAAAUGUAACUUGACUGCACCAUAGAACGAGACUCUGAAUUCUACCAAUCAUAAGCAUGGA
This is a messenger RNA of Aphanomyces astaci, 2308 nucleotides long. RefSeq lists its product as hypothetical. The record is from RefSeq and is a predicted model, not a curated record. Gene Ontology annotation, molecular function: TFIIIC-class transcription factor complex binding. Gene Ontology annotation, biological process: RNA polymerase III preinitiation complex assembly. Lineage: Eukaryota; Oomycota; Saprolegniomycetes; Saprolegniales; Verrucalvaceae. Gene Ontology annotation, cellular component: transcription factor TFIIIB complex. The transcript is spliced from 9 exons. The coding region runs from base 1 to 1389 and encodes 462 amino acids.